Molecule: messenger RNA, 443 nt
Organism: Beta vulgaris subsp. vulgaris (sugar beet)
Lineage: Eukaryota; Viridiplantae; Streptophyta; Magnoliopsida; Caryophyllales; Amaranthaceae
Product: CBS domain-containing protein CBSCBSPB1-like
Exons: 4
Coding region: 51-443 (130 amino acids)
Source: RefSeq, a predicted model, not a curated record
GAAUGACUUGUUCCUCUUUCUUUGUUUAUUAGGUUGGUAAUACUGGUGCUAUGAAUAACGAGGCUACUACAAAUAUGAUGCAAAAAUUUUGGGAACAAUUGGGGCCUGCAGAUGAUGAUGAAGAUACACGGAGCUCUACAUUUAAUCUCAGCGAGGGAUCCCUAAAAAUGGCAUCUGAAAGUGGCGAUACAACAAAAUCUUAUCUCACUUUGUCAGUGCAACCAAUUAGUUUUUCCUUCAAAAUCGAAGACAAGAGAGGCGGGAUGCACCGGUUUAUCUGUGGAGGGAGAAUGGAACAAGUCCAACAACUUCUUGUUUUGCCGUCAUUUUAUGAUUAUACUUGUGAAUGCAGACACUCAAAUUUGACAGAUCUCAUUACUUGUAUACUUCAAAGAGUUGGUGAUGAUAUUGAUCGUAACCAUCUACCGAUGAUUUUGAAAUGA